Messenger RNA from Pichia kudriavzevii, 612 nucleotides. RefSeq lists its product as uncharacterized. Gene Ontology annotation, biological process: protein folding; tubulin complex assembly; microtubule-based process. Lineage: Eukaryota; Fungi; Ascomycota; Pichiomycetes; Pichiales; Pichiaceae. Bases 1 to 612 code for a protein of 203 amino acids. Gene Ontology annotation, cellular component: prefoldin complex; cytoplasm. The record is from RefSeq and is a predicted model, not a curated record. The transcript has a single exon. Gene Ontology annotation, molecular function: tubulin binding.
AUGUCAUCUACAAUUACCGAUCGUUUGAAGACAGGCGAGACGAAUCCACGUGGUAUUCCGGAAGCCAAAUUUAUUGAAAACAUUGAAGAUUUCAUUAAUCCUAGAACAUGCACGGAUGCAGACGUCAGUAACUUUCUGAAUGAAUUACAAAUGAGGUUAGAACAAUAUAAGUUUAUGGAGGAGAGCAAGAGAUCUUCAUUGGCCAACUUGGAUACGAAAAUUCCGGAUAUAACAAAUACUCUCAACAUGUGUGAAUUUUUAAAGCAAAGGUCUACAGAAAUUGGAAGAGAUGAACUUGAUAACGAACAAAAAACAAUAAGUGUUGAUUAUCAAUUGAAUGAUACUAUCUACGCAACUGCUAAUAUAGAACCUGAAAGCUGUAAAUCUGUUUCUCUUUGGUUGGGUGCCAAUGUCAUGUUGGAGUAUCCCAUCGAUGAGGCUAUAGAUAUGUUAUCUGAGAGAUUAACUUCUACUAAACAUUCCAAAGAAAUAACAUUGGAAGAUUUAGAAUUUUUGAGAGCAAAUAUCACUACCAUGGAAGUUAAUUUAGCUCGUGUUUACAAUUGGGAUGUUCAGCGUAGAAAGUCAGCUGCUCAGUCUGAGGAUAAAUAA